Molecule: messenger RNA, 1098 nt
Organism: Selaginella moellendorffii
Lineage: Eukaryota; Viridiplantae; Streptophyta; Lycopodiopsida; Selaginellales; Selaginellaceae
Product: pentatricopeptide repeat-containing protein At4g02750-like
Exons: 2
Coding region: 1-1098 (365 amino acids)
Biological process (GO): RNA modification
Molecular function (GO): RNA binding; protein binding
Source: RefSeq, a predicted model, not a curated record
AUGGACUCCAUCGAACGGAUAUUAGCUGGUUUAUUUGUACUUUUAGGGCAAGAGGAUUUGAAUGUGGAGCGUUCGAUCUUGGCCAUCGGACAGCCGAGGAUGGACCGGGACAAAUUUGCCCGGGCGAUUCAAUCGUGCACGACUCUGUCCGCCGGGAGAGAGAUCCACGCCCGAUUCGCGACUGUGCUGGGCACCGGCGACAUUUAUCUCUCGCACAAGCUGCUAGAGAUGUAUGGGAAGUGUGGCAGCGCUGCAAGCGCGAGAGUGGUCUUUGAUUCCAUCCCGAGCAAGGAUUUCUACUCGUGGGAUCUCAUGCUGUCCGCCUACGCGCGCAACGGCUGCAUCGACGAGGCCGAGUUUGUGUUCCAUGCGAUGCCGGACAGAACGAUCGUCUCCUGGAACGUUCUCCUGUCCGCGCUUGCCAAGGCGGGGAAAUUGCGACGAGCCAGGCGGUUGUUUGAUGAAAUUCUUGAUCCCAACUUGAUCUCUUGGACCACGAUCGUAGCUGGGUAUGCGCAGUUUGGCCAGAUUGCGGAAGCAAAACACCUCUUUGAUCGAAUGCCCGAGAGGAACGUCUCCUCCUGGAACGCGCUUCUUUCUGCUUAUGCCCAGAGAGGGCAAUCGAUUGAGGCGAAGCAGCUGUUUGAUUUGAUUCCAGUCCCAAACAUGAGCUCCUGGACAGUGAUUGUCGGAAUCUGCGCUCGCAGUGGCAAAAUCGAAGAGGCCAAGAGAUGUUUCGAUAAAAUGCCAAUGCGUGAUCUCAUUCUCUUCACGAUGAUGCUCACAGCAUAUGCCCAAAAUGGGCAUAUUCUCCAAGCAAGAGCCUUGUUCAGCGAGUGUCCACAGUGGGAUCUAGUAUCGUGGACCGCCAUGUUGACCGCCUAUUCCGAGAGUGGCGAUUUCGGAAUGGCCAAGGAGAUCUUCGACCAAAUGGAGGUCCAGGAUCUCAUCUCCUGGACCGCCAUCCUGACCGUCUAUGCCCACAACGGGCGCCUAGCGGACGCUCGGGAUGUGUUUGAACGAAUGCCGCAGAGGGACCUGGGCAACUUGAUCAAGCGAAAAGGAUCUUCGACGAGAUGCCCCAGCGGGACUUGGUGA